Molecule: messenger RNA, 4477 nt
Organism: Amphibalanus amphitrite
Lineage: Eukaryota; Metazoa; Arthropoda; Thecostraca; Balanomorpha; Balanidae
Product: serine/arginine repetitive matrix protein 2-like
Exons: 6
Coding region: 956-3850 (964 amino acids)
Source: RefSeq, a predicted model, not a curated record
AGUCGGUUCGGCGACGCCGGCGGCGGUCGUGUCGCUCGCGACAACAACGCACCGACGGUUGUGGUGACAGCUGUGGUGGUGGUGGGUGUGGGUGGGGCCGCGAGCGGUGAGUCCGCCUCCUUCCCGGAGUCGUGCGCAGGCGGCCGGAGGACCGGCGGGGGAAGGUCUGAACUCCGGAGUUUGGUGCAGAUUUGACAAGUUCACUCGGUGAUGUGUGAUUGGAGGACGAAGAACGGUUCGCGUACGCGUCGUUGCACAAACUGCGUUGGUCGGGGCGUGGCCCGGAGGCCGGACAAAGGCUGAAGGACUGAUCGGCGCCCAGUGUGACGGUUUUCUGGGGUCAGCGGAUCGUGACUGGAUGACGGCGACUGACAGACUGAAGGUCAGCUCAGUGUCUACGGCUCGGAGUUGGUGGCUGUCUGAGCCUCGAACGGCUAUUGUCGAAGUCGGGAGCAACAGUUAAUUGUGGGCUGCAGAACCGGCCAGGAGCACGACAGUCAAGUGGCAACUACCGUCAGAGAACCACCGCCGGAACCAAGAGAGCUCAUGUGAAGCGUCGGCUAUUGCCAGGACCAGGACUUCUGUUCAUUUGGUGUUACCGUGUGAUCUAGCAGGGGCAGCGCCGCCCAUAACUGGGUACUGUUUGACACCGGACACGAGCAGUGACGGCUAGUUACCGCAAGCAUUGUCACUUUACCGUGGAGGCGGAUAAGCUCGACCGCUGACCUGACCUUUGGAUGUCCGCCGCCGCCGAGGAUGGUGAUCUCAGCCACCUAUCACGCCACGGCGGGACUGUGAUCUGGUGAAGUCAUCACAACACCGACAGGGUGGUGGUCAAACAGAGGUCAGGCGCCAGGCAGAGGUCUCCAGAAGGUCUGACUCCAGCCGGAGGUCAUUCUGGGGUCAGCCUGUCGCCGGCUCGGCAGCCGUUGUGCGGCAGUGUUUUUCUACCACCAUGGAGGCAUCGCUGGAGGACCUUCCGACUGACGAGGCGGGGUGUGUUGAGAACGAGGAGCGGCCGGAACCCACGGAGCCGAGCCCGGAUCAGUCAGAGGCCGAGCUGAGGGGUGUGCUGCUGAAGAGACGAGCGGACGACUCUGACGAUGACCCCGGUCUGCCGCACUCUCCUUCAUCUCCGUCCACGCCGCCGGCGACGUCACGACACCAGGCAGAGCUCAAGGGUCAGAGCGGCAAGUCUGGUGGCUCGUGCAGUGACGGCUCGCUGCUCUCCAUGUACAGCAGCGGCACGUGCACAGACGACGACAUAUUCGGGCCGCUCUCCAAACACCCGUCCCGGGCGUCACUGGGCAGGGAUGCAGGUGACGGUCUGGACCUGGAGACGACGGCCGCUCUCAGUCACUCGGCCGCCAAACACCGGAUAGCCGUGCGGCCGCGGCGCACCCACGGAGCCCCCCGUCAGAGACGGUCACGAGCUCCGACUGGGCCGGCGGCGACCGGCCUGCCACCUACCGUCGAGGAGGAGAGUCCGCCGGCGACGCCCACCGCUAAAACAGCAGUUUCAUCGCCGACGCGCCCGGUCGGCAGCUCACCGCUGCGUCUGAGCCCGGAGCGGACGCGCCGCGCGCCCUCUGCCAGUCCCAGCCGCAGCCAGUCGAUACGCACCGGCUCACCAGAGGUCUCUGCUGCUGCGCCCGUGACCGUCCGACCCACCCAGGUGAAACGCUCCAAGUCGAGCGUGGCCGACGGUCGGAUCAGGGACGUGUCGCCGCGCAAGUUUUGGUCACGGGAUCCGCCCCCGUCUGCUGUUCCGACGACGACGACAACAACGACGACAGUGUUGAUGGAGGAGGAUAGGAAGACCGACAAGGCAGAGACGUUCUUUAGCCGCAUCUUCGGCUCUCGGCGUAGUGGUAGGAAGAAGAAGGAUGACCGCAGUCUGAGCCCGGAGACGGUAAUUGAGCCGGUCCCGGCUCCGGUUCCGACCCCGGCUCUGGCUCCGACCCCUGCCCCUGCCCCAGUGCCAGUACCGUCCCGUCGUCCGCCGACAGCUCGACACCGCUCCCAUUUCGGCGGCGGCGGAGAGCACCGCGGCUCGCCAGCGUCAGCAAUGCACGCGGAUAUCAUCCGGCCGCCUUCGACGAGCACGAACAGAGCCGCCGAGCUGGCCGAGCCGCGACCGGCAGAGUUUGUUCGAGCCUCUGAGCCUCCCCGGCCGGCGGAGCCGCCGUCGCGCGGGGCUGAGGUGCCGCGCGCGGUGGACCUGCUGCGAUCCGCUGAGGCUAGUCGGUCCACAGAGCCUGUAAGGCCCGUCUCCGAGAUGCCUCGGCCUACCGAGCCUGUCCGUACCGAGGUACCCCGACCUCCCGCCGACGCGCUGCGCCGCGGCCCUGCCUUCCUGGCCGAUGUGCGCGCUGAGGUGGCGGCUCUUGCGGGCGGUGACCGGGGAGACGACUCGGUCACCGUGUCACCUCAGGUGCUGCGCCGUCACCGAGCGUCCGCCGCCGCUGCCGUCGGCCGGCCGCCGGAGUCUCCUCGCGUCCGGCCGCGCCUGGUCGGCCUGACCGCCUACCAGCAGCGUCUGGCACAUAUGCAGCGCUCACCGAGCCCCGAGCCGGUGACCGGACCCGCCGCACGUCGCUCCUUUAGCUGUGAGAAUGUUGGGGAGGAGGAUGCUGGCAGCAGGGGCGGCUCGGGUAUGGCGCUGGACAGGGUGCUCGGUUUCAUCAAAUCUACCUCGGCCGCAGCGACAGCGGAGCGACAGCCGGUGAGAUCAGAGGUCGCAGAAGGUCGCGCAGGCAGUGAGGAAUCGGAGGCUGCUCCCAGCGCCCCUGUGCGGCCCGCCGGACGCAGGGAGAGCACUGGCUCACCGGGUGCCGGGCCAAAGUCGCUCGACUCGUCCCUGUUUAGUUCGACCGCCGAGCCGCCGUCAGCGGCGCCGUCUAAAGCCGUCUCUGUCGAGAGCGUACAGAGCGGCGGUCAGGAGCGGACGGCCCGCGGCGCUGCGCAGAAACCGGUGCCAGAGUUUCUGCGGGUCCAGCUGCACAAGGUGGACGGUCACCAGCGUGACUCUGCGCCGCCCGCGGUUGCCGAGCGCCGUGACUCCGGCCGUGACUCUGGCCGUAACUCGGGUCGAAACUCAGCCGAGCGCGAGUCAUCCUCGUCACCGGCUGUCAGUGAGGAGUCACCGCCCGUGUUGCGUCGGCCGGUGUCUGCCGCGCGGCAGGGCUCGCCCGAGCUGCGCCGUCGGCCGUCACAGGCGCGCUCCCGCGGCUCGGGCAGCGACGCCGAGCCGCCGGUGGUGCUGCGACCCAAGACGGCGCCGGCCUCCGAGGACUCUGAGCUACUGAAGGUGUUCAAGCGCCGCUCGCUCAAGAGCCGCGACCCUGAGGACCUACCGGCCGUGGUGGCCGCUGAGCCGGCGCCGGCAGCGAGUCGCGCAGGGGACGGCGAACAGAAGACCUCCCGGCCGGCCGGCGGUGACGAGAAGGAGAACGAGCAGCCCCGAGACGAAGCAGAGGAGACGGUGGUGUGUGCCUCAGUACCGGCCAGUCCGCCGCGGCGACCGCUGCCGGCCGGUCGGACCGGGCCCGCCGAGGAGUCUGAGCCGCCGCGGCGUGUCUCCAUCGGUCGGAGAGACAGCGAGGCGGGACGGCGCGCCUCGGGACAGGAGGACGAGGCCGCCCGGCCGGCCGGCUGGCUUAAACAGGCCGUCAGAGAGCGCCGCGAACAGCGGGAGCAGCGCGAGCAGAAACACGUGCGCCCCGCUGCGGCGCCCAAGGAGCUCCUUAUUGAGUCCGACUCGGGAUCGUCGGGUCGCUCGGCGGGGCCCUCUCGCAGCUCGCGAGUGCUCGAGAUGGCCAACACGUUCCAGAAGCUGCAAACUACCUGAGCGGACCGCCGACGGACCGUCGUGGACCUCAGUGGACCAGCUCGGACCGUCCGGCGCCGACCACAGCGCCGGCCUACCAAUCAAAUGUGGCGGCCUUCGCCGUGCCGUUGUGAAAUCCAAAGACUACGCUGUGCAGUGGCGCUGGCCGGCGGGCCGGUCGGUUUUCCAUUUAGCACGGGGUGCGUCUUCCGUGCGGUUCGCCACGUUUUUCCGUAUAUUUACGCCGCAUAAGAGGCUCGUGCGUCAGCUGGGAGGGCGCCUUCAGCAGUCAAAGCCGCGGGGCGCUGACUGGUACCGAGUGAAAGUGCUUGAUUUGAGCUGUGUGAUUCGAACGUGUGCCGAGCAUAAGAUCACCACUAUUCUUGUAUAUGUAUUUUCGGAAAUACCGCUACGCUCGCGAGCUGAGUCUAGUGCCAGGUAUUCGAAGCGCAUCUAAGCAAGAUCAUACCGUUGUGAUGAUGCUUUAGGGCCGUGAAGAGAAUCCGUGUGGAGACUGCACUAUUUUGGAGACGUGUGAGGCACGCUUUAGUCGUGUCCCGUUAGCCAGGAUGGAGCGGAUGCUUAGUUUUUGGGCAAUGUACUACGCUGUGAUCAAUAUACUAUGUAAAUAAAUUAGCACGAGGUGCC